GUGUUGGCGACCAUGAAUCGGGUUGCGCCGUACCAUGGUCCAGCAGCCGACGUCAUCAGCGCGUCGCGGCUCCCACUGCUCUUCGAGCUCGUUGGCAUGACGUACCUCGUGGCGUCCGUGGGCCUGAGCUUCGCCGCGCUCAGUGCGUUUGGUCGCUACACGAGCUCCGACUUUUUUGUUGCCGAUUUUGGCAGCACGACAGCCCUCAUCGUGCAGGCGUUCAACACAGCGCUGACGACGACGUCGGCAUCGACCACCGUUGACAUGACACUACCAACGCUGUCGUCUGUGCCGUUGGGUGUCAACCCGGCAUACCCGCGCCUGCUUAUGUACAGUGAGCUCACGACAUUACCCGUUGCAAUCCAAGGCCUUCGGCGCUUGAGCCCGAGCCUCGUUGUCAAGAUGGUGUCGCUCUACUGCUGGGUCGACCUGGGGCGGCAGUGGGAGCUUGCGUACUCGGCGACGCGCCAAGCGCGAUGCUCGCGCGCGUACGCUGAGAACGGUGCCGUGUACCUCGAGUCCGUGCUGCGCAACAUUCCGCUUACCGCCUGGCUCAAGCUCUCGGGCAGCAAGUUUGAGCAGUGCAUUGGUCACCCGAUCCGAACGAGCGGGCCCGCCGGUCUGCAGUGGUACAAUGACCUUCUCAACCACACGACGUGGAGUACGCUAGACGAUGAGCUUGCGCUUUGGCGUGCCUCGGGACUGCGGCAUUUUACGCUCCAGUAUGGAACCGGCAUUGGCAUGGGCGUCACCGAGUCGAUUGGUGUGAUUAAUGCACUCGGGGUCUCGCUAACGCUGCCGCUCAAAGCCAUUCCGAUGGUGAAUCGGUGGGUGUUUCGCACGACGUUGGUUCUGAACGACCUUUUGUACAACGAUCUCUGGGCCAUUGCCAAGAACCAGAGUCUGGUCCGGAGCGCCCCCAACUACUUUGGCGGCCCCAACCCGUUCGCGAUCGAGGCGUACGCCAAGGGACACCCGCUCAACGCCGUCUACCAAGCUUUGCACGACCAGCUCGGUCCGCUUGGUAACAUUGACGCGAUCUGGUUGCCACCGCCAAAGGCACUUGUCGCAGCGGUCUCGAGGUUUUGCACAACGAUCCUCGCACACAUGCGCGACAAUGCUACGGUCGCCGCGCUUGUCCACGAGGCCAGUCGAACGUUCGUCCUCAUGCCGACACCAAGGCGGUGGCAAGACCCGACCUUGCGCUUCUUUGGUGGUAACCCCAUGUGCGGAGAUGGAUCCGCCUUGCCGUUUGUGCUGCAGACGCUUAGUUUUGACGACGUCUGUGGCGCCCAGCGCCCGCUUACACUCGAGUGGCAGGGUCUCAACGGCUUGUUUGCCUAUUAUGUGACGCCGAUGUUGAAUGCAUCUUUUUGCAGCCAGUGCUCCCUCGAGGCGCAAAGCGACUGCGUGCAGGGCUACCUUGCCGCACAGCGUGCUGUCGAGGCGCUUGAUCUCACCACAUCGAGUCUGCUUGCUUGGAAUGGAUCACUCGUGGACGACUUCUCGAUCGAAUUGCUUCAGAUGGUGCAGACCCCACUCGGCUCGAUCGCGCUCGAGUACCAACCGCUGCUGGAGCCAAAUUGGGCCUUCUUUGGAGGCAUGAUGCUCUACGACUGGGUGCUCAACUAUCGCGAGGUGCUCUCAUUGCAUGGCGACGUUGAGCAGCGCCAUCUCAUUUCAAGCUUUUAUGCACCCAAAGCGUUUGAUCCGCUCUUGCCACCCGCAGGGUUAGGGCCGUACCUCCUGCGCUUUGGGUCGAUUCUCACGAUCACCUUGGCGCUUGUGGGAGCGGUAGCGCUCAGUCUCUGGCUCCGCGUGCGACCGCGGGGAACACCGUGGUUUGCGUUUUGGCCCGUCGCGGGCUCGGUCUGGGUCAGCCGUAACCUCCUUCUUGUCCGUGGUUUCAUGGCCACGAUCUGCAUGGCUAGCGUGCCCUUGCAAACGAUGGCGACGCCGUCGCUGCGCUACCUUGCGGCACCGCCUCGACCGUGGUAUCUCAGCUGCCUCUUGGCAAGCGAGUCUCUCUGGCUUGUCUACUGCAUCCAGGACGUGCUGCUGCCCUACACAUACGCAAGUGUCCGCGCCACUGCGCCGUACACGUCCCUUGCAGCGUGGUGUAUCGUCGUGUUGCUCGACCAAGGCGCGGUGCUUCCGCUUCUUGCCUCCAUUGACCGCAGCUGCGCUUUGAUAGACAUGGACAACGCCAUGGUGUGUGAGAGCGGGUCGCUGUACGUCGGGUGGUCCUCGCGUGCGCUGCUUAUCGUUGGCAUAAACACUAUGUCGGUGGCGCUCUGUGUACUGUGGGCCAUCACGCAUCGGGACGGGGACCGCAUCCAGCCGCAUAAGCUACUGCCGCUCUCGGCGGUCGCACCGACGGCACCCGCCACCAACGUUCACGUGGAGCUCAACGACGUGGGCGCCUGGGUCGCCGGUAUGGUGUAUCUCCGCUACAACGACUCGGAUUACCUCUUUGACUGCAAAUUGUGGCGGCUCGUGUCCCUCGAAGAUUAUAGCAUUCAGCGACGGCAAUGCCGCAGUCAGUUCCACGCGGUGCACGGUGCACCGUCGUCGACGCCGCUGCAGAGUCUGCCCCACCAACCAUCGAUUUUGUCGGCGUGGUGGAGUCGACACGGUCGUGGUGGCCACUCUAUCAUUGUCAUCUUGGCCAUUACGUACAUGGUGUUUACCCUUCUUGGCAAUCUGGCGUAUCUCACGGUGCUGCAAGGCGCCAUGGCCAACGACUUUGGCUGGGCUGGCUUCAAUACCUCCGGGACACACGCCUUUUUGGCCAAUCUAUGCAACCGGCAGCUUCUCGAACGUUCGCAGUUGGCGUCGUUGGAGCUCGAGAGCCCCGAAAACAGCGAUCUCUCGCAGUCGUACGCGACAGCGACGUCGGCGACCAUUUCGUGGUACCCCACGACACCCCGCCGACAACUCUUUGCCCCCAGCCCGGAGCUGGCCGACGUGAUCCGCGGGCUUCGAUCAAUGGACCCAGCGCAGCUGCCGUGGAUGUUUACGCAGUACUGCUGGCUCGACUUGAACCAAACAUGGUCCAUGGCAUCGACGCCCCAACGACAAGUGCGCUGCGCGGCGACGUCAGUGCAUAAUGGCGCACGGUACCUCGAGACGAGCCUCCGCAACCUCCGCAGCUGGGACGUUUGGUGGUCGUCGUGGGGUGUCUCGUACUACUUGGGCAUCCAAAGUGUUCUCGAGACAUCGCUAAGAGGGCGAGCGUGGCAACAGCAAGUGCUCGCCGCCGGGAGCACGUCGAUCGACGACGAAGUGGCCUACUGGCAGCUGUUUGGGAUCACCACGUUUCUAUUGCAGUGGCAAAACUACAAGACAACUGGCUUUCAAGAUGCACUCGUGCUCACGACGGCGCUCAAUUUGCAGUACCAGCUACCAUUGAGCAAUGUGGAUAUGAACUUUGAUAUGACGCGCCAAACCUCGAUGCGCAUGUACUGGAGUUUCGCCAGCGAUCUCUGGGCGAUCGCGGCGAAUACCACACGCCUUGCGGGCCGUUCGCUGCUGUCAUCGAGCCCCAUGUUUGCGUACUCCAAUGUCACACCCGAGCAGCUACUUUUUGACAAUUAUACGCUUGUCGCGCCGCUGUCAUCGGGCUUGACGAGUUUGCAAGCGACGCUCGGUCCGUUCAACGUCAUUGACUUGGUCUACGUGCCGAUCCCGCCCCGGCUCCAGGCCAUGUACGCAGCGCUUCUGCGGGUGGUUGCCAACUUGACCGUCUCAGACUUGGCCGCCCAAGCCGCGUACCUCAACCUUCCGAUCAAAUCCUACAUUGGCCACGUCCCCAGCGAUCUCUUGAGCGACGUCGCUGCCAAGAUUGUGGGCGGCAACGUCUUUUGUGGCGACGACAUUGCGCCCACGUCCCCGUCCAGUGCGCUCGCGGCGCCAUUCAGCACCGACAGCUUGUGCCACUCGUGGCGUCUCGAGUACCUCAGGCCCUCCAGCACGGGGCUGCUCCUGGCGCUCGUGGGGUAUGCAACUGUCUAUGGCUUCAACCCGAUGGUGGAUGCGAAUGCGUUUUGCAGCUUGGAUGUGUACGCCGAGCCGAAUUGCGCGACCAUCUACACGGCCAGCUGGAACUUUACGCGCAACUAUAGUGCUUGGUUUGAGGACGUCUCGGCGCUUGCGCAAGCGACGCACGCCGACGUCGAACGACUCGAUAUUCGCCUGGUGCAGUAUGUGACCCGUGGCACGCCCCAGGUCGAGCUCUAUGAGCGCGGGUUCUUUGAUGCGUCGUUGGACCGCAUCUGGCCGUUCUUUGGGUGGUGCUACCUCUACGAAUGGGCGAUCGGCCAGCGCGAAGUCGUCUCGUUUCAAGGCGACGCUGGUACACUGACGACGAUUUCGACGCAUUUGAAUCCCGUGUCUAUGACGCUGAGUGCGAGUUCGAUUCCGACACAGCUUUCGUACAUGUGUCAGCAGUGCGCCCGGUACGUCACGGGCCUUUGCAUUGGCGUCACGGGGCUUUUGGGUAUCUACGGCCUCGCAGCCGGUGGCGCUAUCGAAGGCCUCAAUUUGCUCGAGUUUAACCGUAUUGUCGGCCACGUCUGGGUUGGCCGGACGCUGUUGGUGGUGCGCAGUCUGACGGCGCUAUGGCUUUUAAACACGAGCACGCUCACGCUCAGCGUGGUGGGCCAAGCGACACAAUUCACCUUGCCGCCAUUGCCGUGGACCAAAACCGUCCUUGCCGCCUCCGAGCUCACAUGGCUCAACUACAUUCUCAACGACCUUUUGAGUUUUGCAACCGAGCGCAUCACUAUCUACUACGCGUGGAAAUCGACCUUUUGCACAUGGCUCAUUGCUGUCAUCUGGACGAUCCAAGCGCCGCAGCAGUACACGGCGUAUUUGGACCGAAGGUGCGACUCGAUCGACAUGGACAGCGGCCUCGUUUGCACCAGCGCCCACGUGUACAUUGGCAGCUUUCAACGCGUCGUCGUCGACUUGGCGAUUGUGGUGUCGUGCGUGCUCGGCCUCGCAGUGAUCGAGUGGCUUCGACUGCGAAAAAAAGAGUUGCCGAACCGAAGCAUCCCGACGCUCCUACUGAGCUCGUCGAGCUUGUAUAUGCUGGAACUUGACAACUGGAUGCACCUCGGAGAGUGCUACCUGGACCAAGCGUCCGGCGUCCUCGCCGGUCUCCUCACGCUGCAUUGGCGCGCCCAGCUCUAUGUAUUUGACAUCAAAAGCUGGCGACUUUAUACAGUCAGCGUUCCAGUAAACACAAAGCUCCGGCAUCGCUUUCGCCGUGCGAUCCCGCUCACGCAAUUUCGCUGAGAGACGCGGGAGUAUUUGCCACCUGCACCUUUUUCGCAACCAAAGCACCCUCAAUA
Molecule: messenger RNA, 5354 nt
Organism: Saprolegnia diclina VS20
Lineage: Eukaryota; Oomycota; Saprolegniomycetes; Saprolegniales; Saprolegniaceae
Exons: 1
Coding region: 13-5298 (1761 amino acids)
Source: RefSeq, a predicted model, not a curated record